CGACUCUCGAGACCCAUAGUAGACACAAGCCGACAUGGCAAGAGCGGCCCACACCGCAUGAGAUACUGUACUCUAAAAGUCACAAGGAUAUCCAGGGUCGGAGUAGAUAAGGAGGACAGGGCGGGCCUUGGCACCACUUCCGCUUUCGUGCAAUUCAAGAACAUUUCUGUGUAAAAACUUCCUCACCAAAAGGUUCCCGCAAUUGGCCAGGAUAUCGCCAAGUGGAUACUAGAUAGAUACGAAGAGGAGUUGCAGUCGAAACCCAGACAGUAGAACACACGGGCGAGGCCGUCGUCGAGCAGUUCAACAACGUCGAACAGGGAGUCCAAAGGUCAUGAGUCCCACGCAGUCAGCGGAACCCGACUUGGACCCGUACUUGGCGGGUUUUCAAGCCGCAGCCCGCACCCUAUUCGCAGAGCAGGAUGCUCGUACUCGACAGCUCCUGCAGGAGCAAGAGGAGCGCUAUGAGCGGAAGAUCCAUGUCAUGCUGCAGCAGAACACCCAGCCGGUCUAUGUUGCGAACCCGCAUAUGUCUGGCGCUAUGUUCCCGCAGCUCGGACCUCCCGGCCAGCAACUUCAACCCCACCAGCAGCUUGCACCACAGCUUGGUGGAUUUCAACCACAGCUGGUUCUCCCGCCGAAUCAGCUAGCUAAUCAACAUACGCUGUUGACGAACACAUCUGUACCGUCCAGCUUAUCGCCAUAUGGAUUCCCAGCCGCAUCUCCGAUGGAUUCCCACGACCCUUUCGCCACUUAUACCACCAUCCCCGGGACUACCAAUCAUUCCACCCUUUCAGCGCCAGCGUUCUCCUACCUCGACACGCUGAAUCUCGACACGGACUUCAAUAUGCUCACUGAACAGAUAUUGGACGCCUCGGGCGUGAUCCCAAUGGAUCUUCACACACCUUCACUAACAUCGGUAGCAGUGAAGUCUGCUGACGGCAAAUCAAAGUCGAAAAAGUCCAAGCGUAAGGCGUCAGUGGAUAACAGUGUCGGUGGCUCAGUGGAGGGUGCCAGCAACGAUACCAGCUCCUCGAAGAAAAAGAAGACGAGCAAAGGCGACGACGAAACAAAGACAAAGAGGAAAGCUCGGACGAAGUCCGUAUCGAAGGCCGGCGCUGCCGUCAAAUCGCCAACUCUGGCGACCGGUGAGCCCAUGACAGAGUCGGCGCCUGCCACAAUCAACGGUACACUCAGCUCGGCCCCGGGUUCGGUUGAGCCCGCAGUGUUCAUCGCGGCUAGUGCUGAGAGCACAUUAGCGCCUAUGCUUCAACCCAUUGCGACGUCCGCACUGCCCUUACCGGACGGCAGCGCCUUCGCUCUCACAUCUGCACCAGCAUCGAUGAGCCCGAUGACACUUCCCGCUGGAACCAUCCCAGACGCAACACAGAGUCCGGCGAUGGUACCCGCCUUCCAGAUGGCGUUCAGUGCGGCACCAACAACGCCUGAUUUGACAUUGUAUUCCGAAGUAGCACCCGACCAUGGUCCCGUGUCUGCGCCAGCCGCCACAUCCUACGGGCCACCGCUGGCGAUCUUGCCGGCACUUGCAGAUGCCCCGAAAGAGGUCCCUCCGGCAAAGCUGCCCUUACCCCGCCUGGCCAAACCAGUGCAACCACCUCAACACUUCCUCGCAGCGCAGAUCCUGAAGCACCAGCGGAAAGUAGCCCACAACGCGAUCGAGCGUCGAUAUAGGAACAACAUCAACGAUCGUAUCACCGAACUGCGAUCAGUCGUUCCCGCAUUGAAUGGGCCGAAGAUUCGGGAUGCAAAGGGUUCAAAGAGGAACCGUCCUGAAGACGAAAGCAGCUCCGAAGACGAGGACGAAGGCGAACUCAUCGACGGUGUUCCCGCUGCUAAGAAGCUCAACAAAGCGACGAUCUUGAAGAAGAGCACGGAAUACAUCUUGCACUUGAAGUCUUCCAACGACAUUGUCCUGGAUCAGAACGCAAAGUUCAGGGAAAUCAUCCGAUCUUUAGGCGGAGCUGAGAUCCUUCGCCAGUUCGAUGCACUCCAGACCCAUCAGCAGCGCGCCAGCAUCCAAUUCGCUCAUCAGCAGCAGCAGAACGACCUUGGCAAUCACUCCUCCAACGACGAAAGGACCGCGCCGAUCUCAUCAGAGAGCUCAGCCUCUGGCUCUCCAUCACCCGAGCCAGCCAGUCCUCGCGACGACGGUCAAAGCUUGAAGAUGAUGGUUCUCUGCGGCAUGUGCGUCGGCAUGCUUUGGGCACCAAGUCCGUUCGCCAACGCCGCGGACCAUCACCACGGAAUGGCCAAGGUGUUCGGAAACCCCAACACAUCGUCAGCCAUUGCGAACCUCGGAUUUGUUGCCGCCUCACUUCCCGUGCUCUACCAUGUCGCUCAGAUCUUCUUCCUUAUCUUUGGCAUGUUCCGCGUCUUCCGAUGGGCCUCCCCGUCAUUGGGGGCCGGUGUCACUUCUCGCAUGGCGAAUGCGUCAGCCGAAGCGCACGCACUCGUAAGUGAUGCACCGUACGAGGAGCGCUAUAAACAGUUGUGCACUGUACAAGGCAGGAAACUGGAGCAUGCGGGAUGGUGGACAGUCAUCUUGGAACUGCCAAGGUACUUUGCAUCGCAGUACCUACCUGCGCGAAAGACGUCGACCGGUGUUGCGAAGUUGUCGUUGAUCGUUUUGGAAGCUAGUCUUCGAGAACCGAAAUCGUUGCCGCCAGCGCAUCGCGUAUACCUCGCACUCAACACGUUGAGCCUGGUCAACCGCAUACCAGCAAACUCGGCUGAGCUCGUCUCGUUAGGACACUUCCAGGCAGCCGUCAGUCUGCGCGUCGCCCUCACUACCGUGAAGUCUCCCCUCGCCAGCCGCAUUCUGCGUUCCCGCGCCGCGAAAUGGUUCUCGGCCGCGCUGAAAACCGAUAACUUCGAAUGGGCUAAAGGUGUUGAGAAGGCUGACCUCGUCACGACUUUCGAGAGUGACGCAUGGAUCGACGUUGCGGAUCCGGUACGAUCUCUGAAGGACGCUGCUGGCAAGCUUCAGAUGCGUCAAAUUAUCUAUCAACGCGACGCCAUCCAAGCACUGCGUCCCUUGCCGUCGCCCGGCACAUCGGCUGCGCUCACUCUUGUUGAGAAGGUCCUUGGCGCGUCGGCUAGCCGCAAACAUCCCGCCUUGGUGGUCAUUGCGCUGUAUGCCUCGGGCUCGACGCAGGAAGGCACCAAUAUCGUCGCUCACCUGAUCUCUGAAAACCAGCUGAAAGGCACCGUUGGGCUGGCCCUGUUGACCUACGCCGCAACAACCGCGAUGGAGUACGACAACGAAGACUAUGACGCUGCGAAAGCCGUCGCCGCCCUGAGCAGGCUCGCGGACGGGUUGGCCGUCACCUUAUCCCCAAAAUCAUCCCGCCUCAACACCGUCACCCUCUCAUCGCAGAAAGCCGACGACAUGAACAACCUCGCCGAGUUCCUCGCCAUCAGCUGGGCCGUGAUGGGCCUCAAACGUUUUGUGGAGCAGAGCAACGCGUCUGUCGCUGUGGGAGCGGAUUGGGGUGCAUCCGACCCGAUCUUUGAGAAGUGCAUCAGCCGCUGCGGGUACAAGCUGAGGACGCUCCUUAGCGCAUUGGUGGAGGGUGCGGAAGACUCUGUGCAGGGUAGGGCUACUGCGAAGGAGUUUGUACGGAUUUACCAACGUCUGUUUGAUGGGAGCAAUGCCCCUUACUAGUAGACUUGGGUCGUAGGGGGGUUAUGGUUGCCGGUUUUGUUCUACUGUGGUUCUCCUUUUUUGUCACAAUCAAUAUACAUCUAUUACUUGUCUUCGUAAGCACGAGUCUCAUGCAAGCCAAUUGCCA
This is a messenger RNA of Fimicolochytrium jonesii, 3812 nucleotides long. RefSeq lists its product as uncharacterized. The record is from RefSeq and is a predicted model, not a curated record. NCBI's taxonomy places the organism in Eukaryota, Fungi, Chytridiomycota, Chytridiomycetes, Spizellomycetales, Powellomycetaceae. The transcript has 2 exons. Gene Ontology annotation, molecular function: protein dimerization activity. The coding region runs from base 335 to 3685 and encodes 1116 amino acids.